Molecule: messenger RNA, 732 nt
Organism: Paralichthys olivaceus (Japanese flounder)
Lineage: Eukaryota; Metazoa; Chordata; Actinopteri; Pleuronectiformes; Paralichthyidae
Source: RefSeq, a predicted model, not a curated record
CACACCACCGUUCUUCCCUUCAUCAUCAUCGAGAUGCGGACCACCCACCAUCGGUAUCCCAGAAGGCUUUGGGGUCUGGCCGCAGUGUGCUGCUUCGGCAUCGGAUACAUCCUCUGGACAUGUUGGGUGCACCAGGUGACGGGGGUGUGGGUUUACCCGGUGCUGGAGCGCAUCGCUCCGCUGGCUCGAGUCGUCUUCUUCAGCGUCAUGACGUCGGUGAUUUGCAUCUUCUACGUUCUCGGAGAAAUCCUCAACAGCUACAUCUGGGACCAGUCCCACACAGAAAAGGUCAAAGGUGAGUGAUCCUCUCGCGGCCGUGCGGACAUCGACGCCUCCGUCGGACAGAAGAGGACGAGUCGUGCUCCGCCCGUCCAGGACAUCACAAGAAAGAAAACAAGUGACUUUGAACUGUAUCCAUGACAACCACCAUGAAAAAACAUUUGUUAGAUGUAAAAAGAGAAAAAAGGCGACGAAGCGUCAUCUCUUCUGUUUCGUUUCACAUUUGACUUGUUUUGUGAAGGACUGAACAUCAUGUAACACACACACACACACACACACACACACACACACAGUGUUUGUCAUCUGCUUUUCUGGAACAAACUGUUAAAACAAUGUGAAUGAAUUCCAUCAUAAGCUCAAAUGAAACAUCGAUAAUGUGUCGAGCAUCAUUCCUCAUCCUGAGUCACGUCAUGAACUAGAUGUGAGUUAAUAAAGUUUGGUGGAAAAUCUUCA